CAAGAAACUGUGCUUUGCUUAUACUCUCAAAAAUGGGAAUCUCAUCCAGUCGUUUGAUUCUUCAACGUUGUUGUUUCGUAAAGGAAGGUAGCAGUUGUCGAGAAAGCUCUUUCUUUUCCAGAAAAAGGAAAAGCAGAGAAACUAAUGCUGAUCCAAGCUCUGUCUCACACGGAAUCCCAUCCUUUUACACUCCACUCAAACAGAUCAUCAAUGUUUCUGUUCUGAUUCUUGAUUUCGCCUGAAUCAUCGUUUCCCAAAAAUGUCCGACGCACGGCCCAAAUCCCGCAACCAACGCCCGCCUCUGUCGCAUCGCCGCCGUUCUUCGUGGUGCUGCUCUUUCGCCGUGCCGCCUUACAGCCCCGAUAACCACGUUCCCGCUCGCUCCGCCUCUACCCAGAAGAACGAGCUCACCUUCCCCGUCAAGUCCUCCACACUCAGCUCCGUUUCCUUCCCAGACUCACCUCAGUCUCAGAGCUGCUCCAAACCUAACAGCGUCGCCACCCGGGUCGGGCCCCGCAGGAUCCUCUCACCGGGCCGGGUCUCGCCCAUAGAUUCUCUCGACGAGACUCUAGCUGCCCCCAAUCCGGCGUUCCAGCCGCACUCCCCUGCAUCCUCCAUUGAGAUUGCUAAAUCCCCUCCGCGUCGUCUUGAGUGCGUGGUUUCCUCUCCCGACAACAAUGCCGCCUUGAAGGAGGACGGCGAUUUGGGGAUCUUCGACGUGAGGCUGAAUCUGAAGGGGAAGAAUGGGGUGAAAUGGGCGUUGGAGCUGAACUCCGAGGUCCUCGCUGCAAACAGCUCGGUGUUUGCAGAUUCGAUGGCGGAUUACAGGAAAAAGUUUAAGGGUUUGUGUACGAUAGAGGUCCCCAAUGUGGAUAAUUUGGGGGUCUUUCGCGAGGCGGUUGAGCUCAUGUUUGAAGAAGAUAUCCCCAAGAGACUCCUAAAGAUUGGGGUUUAUCGCGCCAUUGACGUGCUUGAGGUAUCAGUAGGCAUCAAGUUCACAAGGGGCAUUCUGUCAUGCCUAGAGUACAUUGAGGCCAUGCCUUGGACUGAAGAGGAAGACCAAAAGCUCAGGAACUUGUUUACUAAACUCAAGUUUGACGAUAACGAUGAUGAACCAGCUAGAGACAUUUUCGCCAGACUCUAUGUGCAAGACUCCCUUGAUUCCGAACAGAAAUUAGCUAGGGAUCUUGUUUUGUCAGUGACCACCUGCAGUGAUGCUAAUGCCAGAAACGAGCUCAAACCCUUAGUCAAGGAUCUUGUGUGCAAGAGCUAUGAAAAGGAGGAACGUCCUGAACUGAACAAAGAGGAUAUAUUCGGUGUUUGCAGGUCUUGCCUGGGUUCCCUGGUCACUCUGCUUGAGGAGGCCACCAGCAAUAACAACCCAUAUGGGAAAGCUAAGCCGCCAUUGAUUGAGCGUAUAUCGAUCCAGGUGGACAACAUGAACUGGCUGCUUGAGAUUCUGCUUGAUCGCCACAUGGCGGAGGAUUUGGUCGACAUGUGGACAGACCAAGUGAGGUUGCUUCACCUGCACAAGGGUGCAUCGCCGAUGGUUAGGUAUGAGCUGAGCCGGGUUUCUGCCCAGCUGUUUGUCGCGAUGGGCACCAGAAAGAUGCAUUGUCGGUCAGAAGCAAGGUUGGGGCUAAUGCAGGCAUGGUUCAGACCAAUGCUUUUAGACUUUGGUUGGUUACAGAGGUGUAAAAAGGGACUGGAUAUCAAGGCGGUGGAGGAGGCCAUGGGACAAUCACUCUUAACCCUUCCUUUGAAGGAGCAAUAUUUGCUAUUCAUGGAUUGGUUCCAGUGUUUUUCCAAGAAUGGAACUGAAUGCCCUAACCUUAGCAAGGCAUUCCAGAUUUGGUGGAGGAGAUCAUUCCUCAGAGGCUCUGAAUCUUGUGGUGUUGAGUCUAGGUAGGUCUUCAACAAUGGUCUCUCUCUCUCUCUCUCCCUCUCUCUCUCACUGUUUUUUUGGGUAUUAAUGGUGGUAUGAGUAAGUCAGCAGGUGUAGUUGUAUUGUAAGGCUGUCCCUCCUACAUCGAUUGGUUUAGUGCAUAGUGAGUGAAGCUGUAUUUUGAUGAUUGAGAAGGGGACGGGUCUCACUCACUCGCUAUAGGAUUUGGUCUUGCAAUGGAUUUCUUUCUAUUAUAGAGGCAGUGUUGAUCUAUGUAGCUGAAACACUUGUUUUCAGCUCAGUGUUUGUUUUUAUUAACUCAUCAUGUCCUACCUUAUGGCAGGCAGCUAUGGCCUAUGGUGAUAAAAACCCGUGCACAUUGUGAGGGUGUUUGAAAAAAUGGCGUUUCCGCCAAGAAAUGGCGGUUUGACCCAUGUUAGCGUUUUCAAUAAGUGAAAAUGUUGUUUGGUAAAUAACUGUUCGGUCAUCACAUUUUUGGAUUGAACCGUUAAAAUGAAAAUGACGUAAAUAGGAGAGUUUUG
This is a messenger RNA of Cuscuta europaea, 2427 nucleotides long. NCBI's taxonomy places the organism in Eukaryota, Viridiplantae, Streptophyta, Magnoliopsida, Solanales, Convolvulaceae. The record is from the annotation of a GenBank genome assembly.